GAGCUUCAACCUCCUUGUACCACCACAACUUCCAUUGUCCAUUUUACUUGACAACUCGACGGCUUUCGCAAUUUCUUCAUCUUGUUUUCUCCCGCCCGUCGCCAUAUUGAGCGCAAUAAUUCCAUCCAUCCACACGCCAACCGGCUCGCAAUCGGCACCAAUUGGAGCCAUUCAUAUUCCACUCGACUCAUCCAUCUAUCGUACGCCUUAGUGAAAGCCUUAUUCGCAAUCAUGUCUUCUGCUUGAAAUCUAGUACCCACUUCACGCAUCUCCCCCCCCCUCCAACAACCACCUUCUUUCCCACUUCACUGCCUGGGAGGAUACCCAAUACGGACCUCCAUCUCCUGGGUCCCAUACUAUAUCGAGAGAUUGCAAAACUCUAGAACCCUCGAAUAUUUUACUAGAUCAUACUACGAUGGAUGCCCAAGUUAUGUGGUAUCGUGGAACCGCUUUAUUUACCAUCUAGAAUCACGAUUGUUGAUGUGUGAGACUUGAGUAGGAGCAUUAUCUUUCUGCAAAUACCAGCGCAUCUUGCAUUUGCUGCUGAACCGACAGCGUGCUACGAUUCAACAUCUACGUCAGCAAUUAUCAUAUAAUGCAUCAACAUCCUCGUCCUUCACCUAGGACGGCCUCACCAGCCUCGUCACCACAAACAAAUCCAACUCGCACAAACAACCCUAGAGAAGAAGGUCGAUCUGCCCAUUCGAGAACACUAUCAGAUAUGCCACAUUAUCAAGAAGCAGACGAUGCAGGUGGAGAUGGUGGAUCCAUGGUUGCUACUGGCCCAAGUCGAGAAGCGGUCAAGAGAAUGGAUCAAAUCAUUUCAAAUUUCCACACGAAAGCUGCAAUCAUCUUACUAGGAUCAAGAGUAGGACUUCCUGUAGUCCUCAACAGAGAUGGGACCGUGAAAGUGAGCAAAUGGUUUCAAAUCGAAACCGAUGAUACCGAUGCAUACCGAGAUGAACUCAACACAUGGCGUACGUGCGGUGGCUUCCAAAACCGACCACCACCACUUAUAAUAGAAACAUACAUCGAUACUUCCCACUUGACGAAAAGUCAAAGGUUGGUUAUCGUAGAUGAUUUGGGAAAGCGAUGGGAUGCUUUGGAUGCUCUGAGUGAUUCUAGUAGUUCCGAUGAUGAACGUAGCGAAGUCAUACUAGAACGUUGGAGAGUUGAGCUCGGAGAUAUUCCUGGAGAGCAGCCCAAUAAUUUUGCUCCUACCCUACCCCUUCUCUACAAACAGUGUGUUGUUUUCUUUCGCGCAUUGUAUUCAGCAUCCAAAUUAUUGCCGGCCCAGAAAUUCAAAAAGAACAUUGGAAAGAGUGGAGCGCCAACAAAUUCAUUGAUUGUUAAUUGUCGUAUCACAACCGGUAAUACUCAACCACGUCGAAUCGAUGGCCUUAAGCAACCUAUAUUCGACCACAGUGGUCCAGUUACCUCGACGCAUAACCUUGGAACCACUGAAACUCCAGCCGGUCCUAUUUUCGCCGAAGUAACAUAUCGAAAUGAUUGUAACUUUCGUGUUGAUGAUUCUGAAUCUCUUCUCAGCUCUCGAUUCAUGGGUGCCGACGAACAUUUCUUCACUCCUUCAUUGGCCGCGAGAGGUGAUUUAAGUCGUCGAAGGUCAACGAAGCAGCCUGAAAUUGGCUCACUUCCAGCACACAAACAACUUACAGAUGAUUCGGGUCCAAUUCAAACAUAUGGAAGUUUAUCAACAUUCCAUGGAAACGCUCCUCCAAGAGGCUCGAGUCCAAUAUCCGCCUUGAGAGCUCAGAGACCCAUAGGAUCAGACACAAGUUCCCCGCCGAUGGGAUCGUUACCACAAUCACGACCAUUACUCGCAUCGAAAGGUUCUAUAAAGUCAUUGGAAGGUAUCGCGAUGGCGAGAAGACCAUCAUUGUCGUUUCAACCAUUCAAAGCCGGUUCACUAUCUUCUUCCCCCAGCCGUGCCACUUAUGCUGGUGAGACUUUACCUGCAUCUCCAGGAUCCUUACCGAGAGCAUCGGGAAUUAGUGCACUUGCACAAGCAAGAAACCGUUCAUCUCUCAUAGCUGGAAUGCCAGCUACUUUGAGAGGUGGCCCAAUGGCCGCAGAUAAUGUUGUCCCGACAUCAGUCUCGAGCUCACCAAAACCUGCUCCCAUUCGAUACAGCAGUAGUUUUAGUCAUCGUCGUGGCAGAUCAUCUUAUGGAGGGGCUAGUAAAACGGUAGAAGAUGAUCAAGGUAGCAGUGGUAAACAAAGCCUCUCAUCUUCUGUGCAGCCAGGCUCUGGAAUCCUUGCAGAAGCGGGAACAGGUGGUAGUUCUGGAUCUUUACAAACCGAUGAUGACAACAUAUCAGACUUUUUGAAACUUUUGGAGAGUAAGAAAACUUUGCAAAGUUUCGAGCCUUCAGGAGAAGCAUCGAAGAAGAGAGCCACUGCACAAUUAUCCCGAUUUCAAUCAAUGCGCGAUUCACAUAAUGCUUUAACAGAUUCCAUGGCUUCAUCAACAAUGCUACAAAGAUCAUCAAGUUCUUCGAGUCGACAAUUAUCCAGUGUACCUCCUAUGGUUGCUGCUACCUCAAUUUCGGCAGGAUCAUCCCCUGGUAAACCCAUCUCACCACACACACCUCAUACUCCCGCCAUUCCUUCACGAUUAAGCGCAAAUUCAAUAGCUGAGUAUGAUCAACCACGAAGACCAAGUCGACGAAGUAGGACUUCCGAGGCAAGAUUAGAUGAUGUGGAAGAUGAUGAUCUCCCAAAUGAUGCUGGAACAAAUGCUAUUGAUAUUCCUACCUCACCUAGACCAUAUUACCCUCACGCUCGAAGGUCAAGUUCUGUUGCCCAACAACAUAGAUCCUUGGCAAUUGAUGAAGAGUUGGGUGAUCUUCCAUUUGGGGUGCAUAGAAGUAUAAGCUUAGGAGCCGAUGAUCGCGAGCCACCAAGUUUAAGUACCCUUUUGAAUAUUGGGCAAGCAUCUGAAGAGGUAGAAUCACCAACUGGACAAUCUUCAUCCCAACUUCAACCUGCUCCUCGAAUUUCCGAAGGUACUACAGCCAUGUCUCGUCAAACUUCAUCGUCUCUGGAAGCUCAUGAUUCAGAUGUUCCUCAACCUUCUCGAUUUGGUGGUCCAGGUUCUGCAAAUUCACCAUACCGACCACGUAUUGGUAAAACUGGCGGACGUGGAGUCACUCCACCACAAACCGGCUCUUUCUCUAGCCUCUUAGUAGACAGAGGAAGUGGAAGUGGUAGCGAACGAGCCAGUGGUGGCAGAUAUAGUUUUAGCAGGGGUCAAUAUGAACCAGAUGAUGAGCCAUUACUCUUUGAUAUGAGUGAGAUUGGACGAGAUCGAAGAAGCAUCGACGAAGCUAGAGGAUACGAAGCAAGUAGAGGAGGUGAUUCUGGCUCAAGUAGUCGAAGAGGUAGUCGAUGGGGUCGGUAAUUCAUUUCAACAUACGAAGCGAAUAUGGAGACCGGAUGCUCCAACAAAUUACGUUUCGAAUUAUUGAUGCAUGAUACGUCAUUUACGAUACGAUUAUAAGAUAUGUUGUAUAGUUUGGAGACACAUAGCGAAGUGCGCGUUGAUUUUUAUUUAUUUUUAUAAUCAUCGGAUGGAGUUGAAGGUUUAUUGAAUCCUUUCCAUCACAAUUGUUUUUUAUCGGAUUGAUCCUUCACAGGAUGUCAAAUGAGCACAUUUGAUCUUCUCUUUUGCUUUUUUUGGCGCAUCUCGUCUUGUAUUUAUUUAUUUAUCCUGAGAGGUGCUUUGGGAACAAGGGGAGGAUGGGUCAUAAAUUGAAUGGAUGGAUAGGUAGUUUAGUGCGCAUGGUUGGAUUUGAUACCUUGGUGUUCUUAAGAGUUGAUGGAUAGGUAUGGGAGGGUGGUCAAUGGAUAUGGAGUGUGUAGGGCCCUUGAGGAAUACAUAUUAUCAAUUAACCACCUACAUAUAUCUAUAUUAUGAAGAAAGACACUCUACUCUACUUUUACCCGAGUUCUCUCUAGAAAAUUAAAAAGAUGAUAAUUUUGAUGACGACA
Molecule: messenger RNA, 4011 nt
Organism: Botrytis cinerea B05.10
Lineage: Eukaryota; Fungi; Ascomycota; Leotiomycetes; Helotiales; Sclerotiniaceae
Gene: Bcatg13
Product: Bcatg13
Exons: 3
Coding region: 596-3421 (941 amino acids)
Biological process (GO): mitophagy; autophagosome assembly; piecemeal microautophagy of the nucleus
Cellular component (GO): cytosol; phagophore assembly site; Atg1/ULK1 kinase complex
Source: RefSeq, a predicted model, not a curated record